Messenger RNA from Sorghum bicolor (sorghum), 1996 nucleotides. RefSeq names its product DNA primase small subunit. Gene Ontology annotation, cellular component: alpha DNA polymerase:primase complex. NCBI's taxonomy places the organism in Eukaryota, Viridiplantae, Streptophyta, Magnoliopsida, Poales, Poaceae. Gene Ontology annotation, biological process: DNA replication, synthesis of primer. The transcript is spliced from 17 exons. The coding region runs from base 201 to 1568 and encodes 455 amino acids. The record is from RefSeq and is a predicted model, not a curated record.
CGCCAUUCUCCUACCAUCCAUCUCUUUUCCCUCUCUACCCCUGCUGCUAACGCGGCGCCGCCACCGGUUGCUCCCUCCCUCCGUAGCCUCCCGCUGCGCAGACCGCAGCACCUCAGCCGCUGCCGCCACGCUGCUAGGUGGCCAGGUCUUCGGUCUCUUCGCCGGCGACAAGCACCACCAGACAGUUUUUUGAUCUGAGGAUGGGUAGGGAUGAUGAGCAGGUUGACUCUAUGGAGAUUGACGACCAGAAGCAGCAACAGCUAGAAGCCCCCGCUGCUGUGCCAGAAGGGUUCAACACUGACUAUCUCCGAGUCUACUACGGAAAGCUCUUCCCAUAUGGUGAUUUCUUCAAAUGGCUUUGCUAUGGAAAUGAUGGAAAGCACCCCGGAUGUGAUCAGUCAUACGUUGGACGUCGAGAGUUUUCAUUUACACUGGAGAAUGACAUCUACUUGCGCUUCCAAUCCUUUGAUAGUGCUACUGAAUUGGAGAGUUCUAUCAAGGAGAAGUGCCCUUUCAAGAUUGAUAUUGGACCUGUCUACAGCGUAGAUCCUUCAAAGCGUCAUGCUUACGCCCAAUCUGGCAAUAAUGUCUUUGUACCAGUGGAGAGAGAACUAAUUUUUGACAUUGAUAUCUCUGAUUAUGAUGAUGUUCGCUACUGCUGCUCUGGAGCUGAUGUCUGCUUAGACUGCUGGCCCUUAAUGACAAUUGCUAUCAAAAUUUUGGAUACUUCUCUUAGAGAUGAUUUUGGUUUCAAUCACAUACUAUGGGUAUACAGUGGCCGUCGUGGUGUCCAUUGCUGGGUGUGUGAUAGCAGAGCAAGAAAGCUAAGCAAUGAACAAAGGGCUGCAAUUGCUGACUACUUUCGAGUCUACAAGGGUGGUGAAAAUGCACUGAAGAAAGUAUCCUUGGCUGGACCUGUCCUCCAUCCCUUCCUUGCCCGGUCAUACAUGGAUGUUCUCAAAACCUUCUUUGAAGAUAGGUUGCUCCUUAGCCAACAACUCUUUUCAUCAGAGGAGAGAUGUCAGAAGAUACUUGAUCUCAUCCCUGAUGAAAAUGUUGCUAGUGAGGUCCAUGACAAGUGGCAGGGAAAUAGACGAUCAUCUAUUUCAAAGGAAGAUGUCAAUGUGACCAGAUGGGAGCAAUUGAAGACGACUUUACAGUCAGGAAAACACAAGGCUCAGGGGCUUCGUAGAUGUGUGGAAGAGAUUGUCUUCUCAUACACAUAUCCUAGACUUGACAUGGAGGUAUCAAAGCACAUGAAUCAUUUACUAAAAGCUCCCUUUUGUAUACAUCCAAAGACAGGUCGUGUUUGUGUUCCAAUUGAUCCCAGUAACUGUGAUGAUUUCGAUCCUGCAGCUGUUCCGACUCUAUCACAGCUUUUAGGAGAGCUCAAUGCUACUGGUUUUAAGACAGAUUCUGAAAAUAAUUUGGAAAGAACGUCCCUUGGGAAAUCCAUCAGUUUUUUCAGAACUUCCUUUCUGCACCCAUUGCUGAAAGCAUGCAAGGAGGAACUGGAAAGUGCAUAUAAUGCAAAGCUUCAACAGUCCAAGAAUUCCUUGAACUGGUAAAAUCUACGCAUGUUUCUGCCUCUGUUAUCAGCCCCCGUCCGGCCAUCCCUGAGCAUUCCAACUGUGGCAUGGACUUGGUGCUAGGUGGAUUAUCUAUGACGCUGCUAACCUGUGUUGCAUGCCUGGGAUGCAUGCUACCAUGUCAGUUUGAAGUUGUAUAUCCUGUUCCGGUGCAGUAGUUGCUAUCGUUAGGUUUCAGUUACUCCAAGGGGAAAUGAAUGUAACACUUGCUGGCCGACGGUGGCAAGACAAUCAUGCUACCAUGUUAGUUAAGUUGCAUCUACGAAUGUGACCAGGGGUAAACCUGUAUUGGUGCUGGAAUUUCUACCAUUAGGUUUCUGUUAUUCAUGGGGCAAUGAAUGUGACCGACGGUGGCAAGAUAAUCAUGCAUCUUAGGAUUCAUGUUAACUUGGGCCUUGUUUAGUUCA